Molecule: messenger RNA, 1447 nt
Organism: Coregonus clupeaformis (lake whitefish)
Lineage: Eukaryota; Metazoa; Chordata; Actinopteri; Salmoniformes; Salmonidae
Exons: 6
Coding region: 464-1207 (247 amino acids)
Source: RefSeq, a predicted model, not a curated record
GAAUAACCUGGAUGCCGCUGCUUCUGUUUUAGUUGUUAUGUUUGGCAUGACAACUUGAAAGGGAUGCUACAACAGAAUCACUGGCACCCAGUCAAGUGUUACAAACAACAGUAACCGUGAGCUCAAGGUUUUAAAUGGCCAACUGAGCAUGUUGUCUUGUUAGCAUGGCUUUGGCCAUGUUUAGAAUGUCUGAUUAUAUCAGGUACAACAUUAUGAAAGAAAGGAAGUGACAGGAAAGGGAUACAGUAUUAUGUAAUAGAGGAUGCCGCCAUAGAAAUAGAUUUGGUGUCUCAUUGUACAGUAGUACAGAACCGUACAGAGAAGGUUCAAAAUUUGCAAGGAAGGUUUGCAUAUUCUGAUAGCAAUUCAAAACCUUGCAUAAACUAAAUGGUGUAGAGUCAAGAGAGUUACGAGACGGAAGAGCAGCUACUGCUGUGGAUACAUUCUCUUCUCUGCAGAUGUGAUGGAAACACGGCAUAUCCUGGUCUGCCGUAUUUAUCUGAUCCUGGCCCUCUUGCCCCACCCACACCAGUGCCUGUCAGUGUAUUUCCAAAACCAGGGUCUCCUUUACGUGGCUCUGGGGAGAGACCUGGUCCUGCUGACCCAGUUCCAGAUUACACCAACAGAGAAGAUCCUCAUGGUGACUUGGGACCGUGAGACUGAGAAGGGUCAGGGAAAGGUCAGGCUGGCCAAUCACCAAGAUGCACCUGGCAAUCCUCUAGACCAGAAGGGGGCCUUAUUUAGGGUGGCGAAUAUAAGUUCAUCUAACUAUGGAAUCUACACCAUCACUGUGACAGACCAGAUGGGGAACGAGGAAUCAGCAAAUAUACAUGUUAGAGAGAGUGUUGCUGCUCCUGUGGCGUCUUUGCCGCUCCUGUGUGAGGUGGCCAAUGACAGGGCACAGUGGGACAGCCCAGUGUUUUCCUGGUUGGUGGAUGGGGUAGAGGUGUCCAAUCAGACAGCCAAUCUCUCUACAGAUGGCAGGAGACUCUACGUGUCUGGAAUGAAGGGCCACAACUACACCUGUGUUGUCAACAGCAGUCUGGGGACUAGUGUUACAUACUACAUCACUGAUUCUUCUACACCAUCCCAAAGUAACCAAUCCUGUGAGAUUCUGUGUGGUGUACUAUUGGCCAUCAUCAUAGUGCUUCUAAGUGGAUAUCUCUGUUGGAGAUGCAAUCAGCAGAGGACGAAUGGGAUUAUAUGACCUGAGGAUGUCCAUCGCUUUCCAUUAUCAUUCUUAUUUAUGACACUUUGUUACUCUGUUACACACUGCACGAUCACACAAUUCCUUGGCACAUGCAGAGACAGUAUGAUAUGAGGAGUUUAAUGUAAUAUUCUAUUGAAACAAGUCACACUACCAGACAUCAAAGAUCAUUCAUAUCAAGAGCUUUGGAACUAUGCACCAUUAAUAAAAUAUAUUGAUAUGCCUAUUUAUUGGCUUAUU